Messenger RNA from Mytilus trossulus (common blue mussel), 741 nucleotides. RefSeq lists its product as uncharacterized. NCBI's taxonomy places the organism in Eukaryota, Metazoa, Mollusca, Bivalvia, Mytilida, Mytilidae. The record is from RefSeq and is a predicted model, not a curated record. The coding region runs from base 236 to 583 and encodes 115 amino acids. The transcript is spliced from 3 exons.
AUUACUUCAGAAUGUGUAAUCUAUAGUAAAAAAAAGUAGGAAAUUGUCUAAUUUUAGUUAUUUCACACAUGACCUUUUUAUUGACAUCGAUGAUGAGUAUGCAUGUCUUAAAUUUGUUUACGGAAUUCAAAAAGUAUAUAAACAAUGGUUCGACUUUCUUGGGACAUAACUUUAACAGCAUUCAAGCUACACUACUACUGUAGAACUAAGACUUGUGUUUAUAUCUACCGUAAAGAUGAAAGUAGCAUUUAUUGUAUGUUGUCUCUUUGCUGUUGUUUACUAUUGCCAUGGAUCCUGCUGGGUGAUACCUCCUACUUCAGGUCAGAAUAACGUGUAUGACACAUGUUUCUUUGCUGGCGAAAUAAUGUAUCCCGGUUCUACAAUUACAAGGAACUGUAUGAGUUGUUUCUGUGGACAUUCCAGUGGCGGAUAUCUCAAAUGUUGCACAGUUGGAAAUAAAGUUAAAAAAAUCCCUGACGACUGUAAAAAGAUAGUAUCUUCAGAUGGUUGUUAUGAACACGUUGUGAAAGCAUCAGACGAGAGCAGCAGUUGUGAAUAUGGUGUCUCUAUGGUAGGACGAUGAUAAAGAUCUAUAAUGAUGAAAUCCAAACUUCUCAGGGAUAACAUUGGAAACAAGUAGCCGAGCCGAGUUAUCGGUCACGUGAAUGUCACCAGUGACGUUACAAGUGGUGCCGUUUCCAGUUAAUCUUUUCUACAAAUAUAUUUAUUCGUACAUAAUUA